AUGGAUUUCAGAGUACGUUUAGUUGUAUCUUAAUUUUUCGAACUUUUCUCAAAACUUAAGGAAAGCCAUGAGGAAAUCGUUGAAGUCGACGGGAAAACGUACACUUUGCUGCGAACUCUCAAAGUUUUUCUUUUUUUAAAUCUUGAAUUUGAAUAAGAAAAAAAGUUUUUUUGAUGCCUUUCAUCAAAAAGCAUUUUUUUCUAAGUAAUUACAUUUCUAAAUUAUCAGAGAAGUGUUCUAUAAACAACGAAAAACUAAGGAGGUCUAGCAUUGCCAGAACUUUCAUUCCCCACCAAAAUGUCUUUGGCAGCCGCCUUAUGUUAUAGCUACGGUAUUUUUAGCGACCGCAAAGCCCCGCCCCUUUUCGCGAGGGAAAAAAGGCCAUUUUUUUGGUAUUUCGUCUUUGAUUGUUUCGUACAGCCGAUAGAAACAAUGAAAAAUGAUGAAAAUUUCAGCAUAAAUGUAGAAAAGGUUCCUCUUUCCGUUGAAAAGGUUUUUAGGUGCUUUCCAUGUGUUUCAACGGAGUGUCGUACGGAAUAGUGACGCGAGUUCGAAAAAUAAACUUAGUUUUGCGUUUUGAUAUUCAUCUAGGUCGCGGACAAGGUUGAUUUUUUGAAAACUACUUAUAAACAGUAAAUGCAAUUUUUUAAGCCAAAAAAAUAAAAAUUCUAUGAUCGCCGAAAAAAUUGAGAGGCGCGCAAAGUCAAAAAUUGUUUUCUCAAUUGCAAUGCAGUAUUAGAAGGUUUUUAUGCUUUUUUCAUAUUGAGAAAAACAUUGCUCAAAUAAUACUUGUUGACAACUACAAGCAAAUGUACUGUUUUGAGUGGUAAAAAAGCUGGAGAAUUUUUUGCGAGUUGUUUUGAAACAUUUCCCGGUCGAGGACACGCGUUUCUUCCUACUCAUUUAUAAGAGUUUUUCAAUUUUCAAACAAACAAAGCAAUAAAAUCAAAAAUUCAAGAUCGCCGAAAAAUUUUUCUUAACAAAAAAGGUGAAUAAAAGUAGGCGAAAUAACAUUUUUAUGGGAUUCAAAGAGCACAGUAGGCUGUAUUUGUGCAGUCACUGAGACGAAAGUGAUGGUAAAGUGGAAUUACAGCUCGUAAAACCUUCUCUUUUGGCUCCUGAAACCGUGCCGACCUUGCAAAUAAGGGUGCGCGCAGAUUGCAUGCGAAUUCGCAAAACCAAAAUUUCAGUGCAAAAAGUUUUGCUUUUCGAUUACUUUUAAAUAUUGUUUUCUCCUCUUAAUCUUAAUAUUUUUCGUUUUUCUUUUCUGUUUUCGCAUACUACAUGUUAAAAUCAUUAUUUUUAUAACAAAAACGAGGAGCUAGCUUAAGUUCGAAAAAUAGGUCUGUGGUCCCUAGGUAUUUUUGAGCGGAACGAAUCUAAUCGAAAGUAACUGGAAUUUUCACUUUGAUUCACGAAAUGGAUUACAGAAAUUGCCGACACAAGCCUCGAACACGAUUUCCUUCCUGAUGUGCCAUUAUCCGGAAAACCUGCUCAGCAAGGAGCAAUGGGAAGAAGUCGAGCGGCUUGCAGACAGCAAUUCCGGUGUUUUUUUGAUUAUUUUCUGUCUUAAUAUAGGAUCUUUUGAAAGUUCUCUAUUUUCUACAUUUUCCUUUUUUAGAAAUGAUCAAACUGGUUUCAGAAACUAUUCAAUUUCAAGCUGUUUUAGUGACUAAAUACUUGAAAAGUCACAUUCAUUUGGAAACUGAAUAAACGGAUUCAUUAAUUCAUUUCAUCAUUUUUAAAAAUUUUUCUUUAGUUUUCAAAAUACUCAAAAUAUUAAUAGUUCGCCAAACGUGUCGGAUUGGAAGGUAAAUAUUUUUAUUUCAGAUAUGAACCCAAAUCAGCCAAUUAGAAGUUAUCGAUGGAGCGAGUCUGUCGAAGAAUGCAGGGAAAACGGCGUUUUUCUCAUCGUUUCGCGGUUCAUUGAGGUUUUUCUUUGCUAAUUCCCAUUUUAUUCAUCUUUCCUCUCUCUCUCUAGUUGCACUACGAAACAAGAUCAAUCGUUCUGAAGAAAACCGCUCUGCCACUCGAUCAUUUCUGCUAGUUUGUUGUUUCUGUUUCAAUUUAUCAGUUUAAUUUUUUCCUAAUAAAAAAGGAAGAAACAGACUUAAUGGAGUAUUUCAUUCUGAUUUUUUUCACAUAGAUAAAAUUUACAGAUCUAGGUGUAUUUAUUUUUUAUUUUUUGAUUAUAUAAGAGAUUCAAUGAAGGCGAUUUGUUGUUAUGAGAACUAGGUGAAAAAAAAUUGAGUCUGAUUUUGAAGCUUUUUAGAAGUUAUUUGUAAAGUUCCUUUUCUUGCAAACUUCUUGAUUCUGGGGGUUUUUUUUUCUGAGUCCGUCAACGACUACAGACCAAAGACAGAAGCCGUUGCAACGGUUUACAUAGCUGCCGGCGGCUGAAUCGGGGCGCCGCAGGUGGCUCCGUCCUCUUGGAUCCACAUGUUUUCCGACUGACCCCGGCUUUCGCCGAUUCCAAAGCCACACGUGUUUCUGUUCUUCUCAUUGUACUGUUUAUCAUAGCGCAAAUCCGCUCAUAUAGUCCGUUUUUCGCGACUUGAAAUGGCGGGGCUUCCCUGCGCCCUCCUCGUCUCUCGACGAUUCUCUCUUUUUGACGCGCUUUUUUCGCGUUUCUGUGACCGAAACAGAGAGACGCAGACACUCGAGAACUGUCAAGUCGACUAUAACACUGGUUGGAAUUCGAAAGAAGUCUCUUUUCAGCUGAAAACGGAAAGUUCAAGUCUUCGAUUGAUCAACUGUAUUUUGCUGACAGUUUUUUGAUUUACAAACCGAGAGUUUGAUGAUAUAUAAUAGUGAACUUGUCAUCUUGUGAGUGAACGAGAAAAUCUUAUUAAAACAAGAAAGUUUAAUUUUUUCCAUCUUGAAAUUUUGAUUUUCAGGUAAAAAUAAUGAGAAAGUAUUGAACUGAUUCAGGGAGAGAGAAAACAAAAACUGUAGAACCGGCGUUGGAAUCCAUGAUUUUAACGUAUUAAAAUGCCGUUUCCAGCAGUAUGGAAUAAAUUUCGAAGCCAAGUGCGUCACGUUUCGAAAACACUCGAAAUGCGUUCGCGCCGCGAAUAAUUCUAAACAACGACCGUUUGACGGCUCCCAAACAAAAGGCGCCUCUUUUUGCAUUGUCCUGUAUCUGAAUAUUUCCGUUAAGAAACACUUUUUUUUUAUUUAUUGGCAGUUGUUGUGUUACUUAGGAAGAAUUUUUGAAUCGAAAAAAGGAAAGUUCGACUUUUGAGGAGAAUUUCAAGAAUAGUUUUUUUUUCCAAAAUUUUCCAGUUUUCUAUAUUUGUAAACAUUUGACCUUCUUUUGGUUUUUCGCUUGAAGGAUUAGGAAAGCUGGGAAAAAAGAACCCUCUAGGCAGUUUGAUUCGAAUUUUCAACCCGAGAUCAUCAUUGGCUUCAAAGAACCGAUUUGUUUAGUAGGAAAUCGAAUCUGGAGUUUCUGGAUUUUCGAGUGUUCGAUGGCAAUCUCAACGGUACUCUUGUGUUGUUUUUGUUGCCUGGAUGUCUGCGGUCGACGACUCUCCUGAUAAGGGGCCAAUCGUCCUGCAGUGAUAAAAGAUGAUAAAAGCCAGUGGUUUUGAAGUCGCCGCCUCCUUCGAAAACCGCCAUCCCAUUUUCGUAUGUUUUAUCUCUUUCAGAUUCUAUGUCAGCAGUGAACAAUCAUAAUUAGAGGUGAACUUGCCAAAAAGAUGUUAGUAUAAAUAUUUUCAAUUCAUUUUUGUCCCGAAACUGCAGCAAGUCUUUCCAAGGACUUAUAAUCUUUCUCGGUAGUUCAGAAUAAUGUACUCCUUCCGCAAAAUCCAAAUUUUUCUGUGAAUUUUCAAAUUUUAGUCAUCUUUCUCGACGUCCACAUUCUCCCUACAUCUAUUUCAUGAAUUUUAGUACUUGUUUUUGAGAAAUAAAACAUUUUAAAUUUAUUUAUUUGUUUCACUCGCUUACGGCUUUUUCGAAUUUCGCAAAAUUACUUUGAAGCAAUCAACUUCAAAAAGUUAUAGAAAGAUCAAUCUUCAUGCAAAUAAUUUGAACAGAUCUUGUUCUAUCUUCACUGACAUUACAGUACGGUAUCCAUCAUAAAUAGAAUUUUUUUAUUUUUUUCAGCAAUGCGAAAACAAAAAGCUGAACAUUCAAGGUUUUAUUUUUUUGAGAAGAUUCAAAUAUUACAGUUGAAUUUACGUCCUUUAUAAGAAAGCUUAUAGGUUUAAAAAUUCGAUCAUAAUGAAAAAAAUUCUUAAUUAUUGUGUUUUUUUUUUUUGAACUCUCACCGUCACCUUGAGGUUCACAUGAAAUCCACUGAAAAUCUGAAUAAACAAUGAUAGUCGAGGCGUCGCGCCAAGGGAUCCGAGGGCCAAUAAAAACGCGUCGUUAUGUUGGGUCGUUGACGUGAGCCGACGGGUCUCACAGCCAAAACUUCUUCUUUUGAAAGUCUUUCGGUCUUUCGGCAACUUGUUUUAAAACGUUCAAAUGGUAUUUCUUAAGAGAAGUGCUGUGAGCUUUUUUUCUCAAUUUUCCCUUUGGAAGUUCGAUUUGACGAGUUUUUCCUAAAAAAACGACAUUUUUGGGAGAUAUUUUUUUGCAAAAAAACUUUUUUUCGUCUCUUUCUUCAUUUAAAUUUGUUCGUUAUAAUUAUAUACACAUUAAAAAUCUUUGAAAAACUUGCGAGAACCUAGGAAAAAAACAUCAUUUAAUGGUCUUUUUUUCCAACCACUAAAUCCACAAAACUUGACUCUCAUCCCCGCGCACCUAUUGCAAUAAACCGUGCCGCUGUUGCAGUCAGCCACGCCUACUGACCACAGCUGCCGCUCGUUUGGGAACACUGUGCUUCCCGAUGUCCAACAUCCACUUCUCUAGUUUCUUAUGGACUAAUUAAAAAUUCCUAUGAAGGUAAAAUUUGUGAUAUUUUCCUCGUUUUUCUUUCAAUAGGUUUUAGAUAGUUCACGGAUCCAUUCAGAGUAUUCAUUGUUUAACUUGAGGUAGAAAGAAGCUCCGUCUACAUCUUUGACCUGUGGUCGACGUUCCUUUACCUUGAAACGAUUCUUUUGAUAAAUCUCCGUAAUAAAUAUUUUAUGAGCUUCGUCCACACGAAAAACAUGUUUCUCUGGCCGGAGUGGCUUGUUUAGUACAAAUCCCUUAGGGCACUAUAGCAAAAUAAGAUAAAAAAGGAGGUUUUUUUCAAAUAGUCUCGAACAUAGCAAAAUGAGGAUUCAACUUUGCUAGAACUAUUUUUAGCGAUCUUUUUAAAGAAAAAGCGAAGGUUCUUGCAGAGUUGCAUAGAAUGCUCCUGAUUCCCACAGUAAAACCGUCAACGCCGGAGUUUUCCGCGCGAAGCCACACCCCUUCGUUCUAACGCCACGCCCACUUUCUGUGUUCCGACGUCUCUCUCACUCACGCCUUCCUUCGCGGAAGACGUCUUACCCUUUUUGUUUAUUUUACUUUCUUUAUCUUAUUGCUCAUCAUAAUUGCAAUGGAUAAAAAAAUAAUGUACAAGUUUUCAUGAUGUUUUUUUAAAUAAUUCUUGUUUGAAAAUCCCACGAUAAAAAAAUUUUAUUCGGGAAAUUUGCAUUUGUGAAGAUUUGGGCUGUCUAGUUUUCUCAACCUCCCAUUUUGCUCACUUUGAUAGUUUUUCUCAAAUUUACCUGCCUGGAAUUUUUUCUCUAGAACCAUUAAGUUGGUGGAUUUCUGAAAAGCUCAAAUUUCAGAACAGCCCAUCAGCACUUUAAUUAUCCUGAGUGCUGAUCGGCGAGCCAUGCUGCCGUGGUUACUGGUAGCUGUGGCUGCGGUCGUGGCAAGACCCACGGGUGUCGGAGAACGCGUUGACGUCAUAGUGUCGCAUCGGGAACGGCCGGGGACACAUGCGCGACUCCUGGGCGCAUUCUCGCCGGCCGGCAGCAACUUCGAGACUGUCGGAGACAUCGUUCAGGUCCGUUUUGCAUUCCGAAAAGGCUUCGAAGUACUGAGCCUUCGGAAAAUCAAGAUUUUUUUCACUUAAUUUUUUUCUUGCCACAGAGCAAUGUUUGGUAUCUUUGGAUUUUUUUUUCAUCUUUCUGAGAUCCAAAUAGAACGCAUUCAUGACUUGAAUGAAAGAAUAUAUUUUUUCGAACCUACAGUUAUUCAGUAAAAAAUUCCCAUUUUUUCAAUUCUUUUUCACAUCUUAUCCUCAAAAGCUUGACCCAAGCCUAAUCCCAAGAGGACGACAAACAUUUAAAAGGAAGGGCGAAUCGAAAAGGAACUUGCUGAGUGGUGAAUGGGUAAAGGGUGGUAGAAAGAGGAGAGGCGGCUCCUUUGAUCUUUCCCUCGCCUUUCUUCUGGACAGCCACUGUCCAAACACUGAUCAAGCGGAAAUCUCCCCAAAAGAAAAGUUUGAAUUUUUCUUCCAGUUUGAACUUUUUGAUGGUUCAGUUCUUUUAGGUUUGUCGAGAUUUGUACGAAAGAAAAAAGAGCGCGCAUAAUAUUAGCUUUUGAUCCUCGAAAAGCACUUUUGAAAAAAUUUCUUGGAAAAAAGAUACAGUCUAUUCUGGAAUCUGUUAUUUGGAGCAUAAACUAAUAUUCCUGAAUACCAAGGGCUGUUUUUUUGACUGUGCGAGGAUUUCGCGCCUUGUAAAAAUUCAGAAAACCAUUUUUUUGAAAAAAAAUUUUUAAAAGGUAGCCAGAAUUGGUUAGAAAAAUUGUUAAAUAUUUAUUUCUGUUUUUCUAUGCUUUUUUAUCACUGUGAUCUUCGGAUUGAUCUUCGUUCCAUCUUGUGAAGAUCCAAAAAUCAAUUGUAGGGAAAGCCCGAACUUUCUUUUUCCAAUUCUCAUCUUUUUUAUUUCCAGAUUGGAUUGAGCGGUAUUCCUUUCAUUCCGAACAUCUGGUCCUUUUUAUCACUUUAUUCUUUUUUUUGUAUUUUCCUGCAGCGUGGACCCGAUAGCAAACAUUGCGCCACAUAUAUAACACUCGAGAUGGGAGAUAAGAACUGGCGGCGAACACCUUUUCAAGUGUGCCGAGUGAUUGAAUAAUUGGCCCUUCUUCGUUCGCGAAGUUGCGACUUUUCUCGACAACUUGCUCAUUUUCCUCUUCCUAUCCAUUCAACCUCAAAAGUCGAGAUCCGCGGUCCCAAAUUUGAAACCUCCGUUGAAUCAACGAAAUCAGUUCCAUUCCAACUUUUUUUUUUACAGUUGUUUCAUGUUUUCAAAGAGAAGUUUUUUAUAUCGAGGACUACAAUUAUUUUUUGCGUUGAGUAUCCUACCAUUAUUUUUUUUCGAGGUAAAACUUUCAACUUGAAAGUUUAUUCAGUUCAAAAAGUUCAACUAUUCAGAAUUAAUUUGAGAUGUUUUUUUAAUUGUUCAUUUUUCUGCGAAAUUUUUGACGGAAGCUGAUGAUCUUUUUUUCUAAAUUUUUUUAACUGCACUGAAUUCAAUUUUUGUAAUCUAUAUUUUUUUAUUUUUCGCUUACAAAUAAGAACCUGUAUAAAGUUAUGGCUACUACAAGAAUUUGAAAUUUCAGAAUCAACAGGAAGGAAUCUUAAUUCAUUUUUCGGAGUUUGCCAAACUCGAAAGUUCUCUCAUAGAAGCUAACUUCUUUUUUGCGUAGAAGCCAUUUUAUUCAAAAAUCAUCUUUCAUCUGAUUUUCUCACAAAAAAAGCUCUAAAAACGUGUAGCUAUUUUUCUCGGCUGUGUUUCCCGUCUUCUGAUCGCUCCAGCUGUUACACGGGUUUCUGGCAACUUGAUUGACACAUCUCGUUGUUGUUAUAGUACCUUUGACCCAUAGGAGGGCGGAUUAUAUUCGAUUACCUGCAACUUGACACCCAUAAACUUGCACCAUCCCGGUGAUUACUGUUACUUCCGUCUCUUAUGAGUAGACUCGUCCUUUUGUUACAUGGAAAGAAAAUGAAGAGCGGUAAAGUGGUUGAAUUGACCAGCAAAAACUUUCUUUCAAAAAAUAAGUUUUUUCUCUUAUUUUCAGCCUAUAAUCCUCCUUAUAAAACGGAACAAAGGGGGGGUUUUUUUUUCUAUCGUGCCGACAGUCCUUUGUGCGUCGAAAACGAACGGAGAAAGGGCGAUAAAUCGGAUGGCGUUGGUCCCAAGAUUUUGCAACCAGAUGAGGUAACCGCCUUGGGUGGUCUUUUUUUCUUGAUAAUAGGGCAAAGUAUACAAGUGAGGACACACCUUAAAACCUCCGUUUUCUGAGACUUCUAGAUUUUUGGGUGUGCUUGAAGCUACUCAAAUUAGGUUAUUUGGUACUUCGCUUUUUAUUUUUCUGUUGAUAGAAACCACUCAAAAUAAUUUUUUAAGAAAAGCAAGUCGGUCCAAUAAACUCCGGCUACACUUUUUUGUCCUACAACUCCUUUUCUAACGAUACUUUCCACUCUUUUGCUACAAUCCCGAUGUUCUUAUGGAAUUGAAUCAAGUAUCUUUUUUUUCCCUGCGCAUCAGCUAGCCGAUUUACCCAAAGGAUCGGAUCCGGCGAAAAACGUUUUCUUGUUUCAAGAAAGCUCCUCUCGGCUUCCAAUAAAGAAGGCCGCUGGGACAAAUAAUAAGAACGAAUGGAUGCGUAUGUGUGUGUCUGUGUGUUGUGUUGAAUGUUUUUCGACACUCGUCGGAAUCCCUCUAGGGACUGCUCCAUUUGUCGCGGCGCCCUUGAAUGAAUAUAUAUUUGCCCCCGGCGUCGACGGCUUCUUGCGCGAAAUUAGCAAACCUUUUUUGUGAUUCCAUGAAAAAUUGUUGUUGAUAACGAAUAUUCAGAUCUGCUGAGGAAUUUUGAGUUGAAACCUUUCAUAGAUAAGCGUGUAUCGAUUUUUUUUUCCAAGAUUUUGAUAAGGAAAAAAAAUUUCAUCUAAUUCUGAUAUUUGAAAUCAAAAUUUUUCUUUAAAAGUGAUCUACUUAAAUUUUUCCAUUACCACCCAGAUUCAAAUUUUCUCAUUUGUGUUCCCUUGUUGAGUUUAAGUCCGAAAAUGUAAACCAUGACAAAGCUACGAUUAUUUGAAGGCAAGAAAAAAAAUAAACUUGGUCGAAAAAUCAUCUACAUAAGCUUUGAAGGUUCAGAAAAAGUUAAUCGUUAGACCGAAUACAAAAAUUCGAAGUCGAAAAUAGGCGGAAAUCGUCAAAAAAUCUAUUUUGAUAGCUCUCCUUACCGGUCCAGCCUAACGAUUCGAAUAACUCUAUCGUCGAUUUUCCAACCAGCUGCAAUAUUCAUGGUCAAACUCUCGUAGUAGUUUGUUUGUUUGAGAAUGUUUGACACGCCGGAAGAGAUGAAACAUGGCGAGGGAGUUAGACUCAAUUAGGGCCGGGUUCGGCUCUGUGUUCAUCAUUUGGAGAAAAAAGAAGAGAAUGAUAGGGAUUUUCAACAAUUAUAUUUUCAUCUUCGAAACACUUUGAAAAGAAAAAUUCCGAGCCGAGAUGACUUUUUUCAUGAAAAGAGUAUAGGCCUUACCGAUUCCAGCUUCAAAAAUGGAAGGCCUCUUGCAUCCAUAUUUGGCCAGUUAGCGACUUUUUAGUGGACCUCAUAUGAAAUAAGGAUAUUUUCAUGCAAAUUCAUCGACGUUUGUAGUUUCUGGGAAGUGGGAGAUGGGGUGAAAGAAGAAAAUGGAAUGGAAUGCUAACUCGAUUGUCUUCGUCGGACCCCAUUGCCGUUGCCUCCUUUUUCCACAAAUUGAGCUGUUUUAGUCUCACGGCAAAUGAGCCGUCCGUUUCUGUUUGUAUUUUGCAAAGAGCGGCUCAGCCAAGGGACUUGCUUAGGGUCCUGCAGAUACAUUCCAAGGCUUUCAGUUUGAAAUUAUCGAGGUGUCGUUGAGAACGUCGACAAUUUCCUAUUUAUAUCGCUCAAAUUCGAAUGAAGUUUAAAGCUUUCUUACUGCUCUUUUUUGUUUGAACCCGCGUCAAGAGCUACUAAUUUCUAGCCAUCGGAAAAAAAAACAUUUCUGCUCAGUUUUAUGAUUCUCAUAAUUCCGCUUAUAAAUUAACAAAAAGCUUUAAGAACUAUCCGAAAAUUGCUUCAGCUUUCCGAAAACGCUACGAUGAGAAAAAGGACACGAUUGAGAACGUCAAUGUGCACCUGGCCGAAAACGCCAUCCAAUUUCUGAAAUAUUAUUAUUAGCCUCUUUCUCCGCGCACAAAUUUAUGGUCACGCGCCAAAAUUGCCUUCGCUUCGUCGUUUCGUUUUUUUUUUUUUCGAAACGUUUCGAAUAAAAAAGAAGCGUUUUUGAGAGGAAUGAUGCCUUUUUUUUGCUAGAGGGACUCACUAGGAAACGUUUUAACCCCCCGGUUGAACUUUUGCUGAAACUUUGGUGAAGUGUACUUUAGGACUCCCUGAUUCCAGAACAAAAAGAAAAUUUCGCGCAAUAGAUCUCGUUUUCGAGUUAGGACACUUCAAAAGCCCGAAAUAGCGCUUUUUUGGCCUAAUUUGCGUAUUUUUCACACUUUGAAGCACUAUAACUCGGAAACAAGAUCUAUUGCGAGAAAUUUUUUUCUUGAUCUGCAAUCAGGGGGUCAUAAAGUACACUUCAGCGAAGUUUCAGCAAAAGUUCAACCGGGGGGUUAAAAACGUUCCCUGGUCAGUAUAAAAUAGGGAUUUAUUUUUUGUUCAGGCCCACUCACAGCCGACGAACCAAUCAAUCAAUACCAGUCUUAUAUCUCAUAAAAAACGGAACGGAGCCGAAUUUUUUACGACGUCGCCUGGCCUUCGGUCUCGUCCUAAUCCGCGCGCGAUUUUUACGAGCGACGAGGCGGCAAAGCUCAAAAAGAGGGCUGCGGCCGACGGACGGUUCUGUUGGCCCCACAGUCUGGCAUCUCCUGGACGACUCAUACGCAAGAUUACAACGCGCCGUUGAUCCUUCUCUUUCUGGGGGCUUGCAAGAAGAAGCUGCACGAUGAGGGUUUUUCGCUCAGAACUUCUGAAACUUGACCAAGAAAGUUUUCAACCAAUCAGAUGACCGUCGACUUUCCUUGCCAUUUUUUUUUUUAAAGAAUACCUUUAUUUCUUUCUUCGAUUCAGCGCUCGAAGCUGUGAAUGAGUUGAAGAAAAAUUUGAAAAACAUGAACGGAAUUUUUUGUUCUUCUCAAUUUAACCAAAGUUUUCAGAGGAACUCACACAAUAUAAAUGAAAAAUAUAGAGGAAAACGUGAUUUACGGUAAUUCAAAAAAAAAAAGAAGCUCAUUUCUCGAUCAUUUGUGAGUUUUUAUCUGUAUUUUGUCUGUUUUCUAAAGGUAAUAAUUUUUUCCAGUUUCUUAAACGUCCCUCCCUACAUUUUGAGCUUGUUCAAAUUGAAGUGUUUGCAUGGUUUUUUUAAUGGCAGCUUUUUUUGAUCUCAAUGAUUUUUUUCAUUUGAAAUUUAUUAUAAAAAAAUAGUUGACUCAUAAUUCCUUUUUUAUGGUGGUUUUUUUGUCUACUUGCUGACCUAAAAAGGUUUUUAACCAUCAAUCGUGCCCAAGCGCGCCAGAUGGCCAUCCAGCGGCAUCAUAAGAUGAUCGAUUACGAACGGCCCAAGUCCUAGUCCCGAGUUUCUUCUCAUUCAUCUUUCUCAAGUGGAACUGUCUCUUCGAGGGGUUUUCAUUUCGCUUUUGCCUUACAACUGAUCCGAAUCGUUUCAUUUCUAAUUUAUCGACCUUGAUCUAAUUAUGCAAAUAGCCGGGGCCGUUUUUCAAUUUCCGGAGUGGCCUCUUAAGCGGUUUGAUUUAUCUCCUUCCGACCCUGCGAUGGCUUGAUUUGUGGGGCUUCCUGUUGCUCAAAAAUCUCAUUUUCGACCGGAAAGGAGGUUUUCUUUGUGGUUAUUUUGAGAAAGUUUCCCUGAAAGUGCUAUUUUUUUAGUUUAAUUUGUUAAUAAGUCUAAAGAUGUAUGAAAAAAGAAUUUUUAACAUUACUUUUUUGCCUUUACAGUAGUCUCUGAGCUUCUAUGUAAUUACAAAAGUUUAAUAUCGAUUAAGAUUUGAGAAAAAGCUAACUUAGCUUCAAACGAACUCAAAUUGCCUCUCCGCUACUUUUUACAAGAACAAAAUGGUAGGCGUGGCGGCGGUUUUUAUUGGCUGAGCGGCGGAGAUCAAAGGACGUCCUAAACUCCCAACGACCCUUAUUUAUGCGUUUUCUCCGUCCCCUCGGCGACACAAAAUUCGCAUUUGACUGCAGGACACAAAGGGCACGGCAAAUAAAACGCGAUCGGCUUUUGUAAUUCAUAUUUUUGAAUGAUUACCUACUUUUCUCUUUCUUUCAAAUUUUGAGGUUCGUCUCAAAAAUACGAGUUUGUUCGGAAUGAUUUAGUUUGAAAUAGCUUCGAAACUUUUCUAACAAGAGACGUUUCUCUAAAUUUGAAGUUUGAUGAAAUUACUUAUUUUUUUCUUAUUCUAGUAUUCUUAAACUUGCUAUGCCAAUUUUCAAGAAAUAUCAAAAAUUUCAAGUAGAAACAUCUCUCGUCAUUUAUCCCAUGAACUCAACUUUUUGCAAAUAAUUCACUUUCUCUCAAUUUUGUUUUUGGGUAUCAACAAAACCCAGUUCGGUUGCAGGUUUCGUCCUUCCGAGCAUGCGACGCCCGUCGGAAAGGCUUCGACCGAACCGUUUUCGGACACGUUUCUGUGGUUUUCGUCGACGACGUCCAACCUUUUCUGACAGGAUGUGUCGCUCUGGAUAAUCAGGUAAGCUCUCUGAGAAAUAGAAGGUUCACUCAGUAAGAGACAAAAAUAGAGAGCAGAAUGAAUCCUGACAUGAUUUUUCGCUUUUUUCUGGUUAACGUGCAAAAAAAAAAUUUUCUGAUAUUUUUUAAAAUUCAAUCUUUUUUUGUGAAAGCAUUGAUAAUGUGUAACAAUACGUAUAUUUAGAAAAGAUAUUGUUUUUUUAAGGCGAGGUUUGCCGAGAAAUCCGGAGCUUUGGCCUUGAUCGUCGGCCCUGCCUCAAGAGUUGAACGCAACGUCAAACCUAUAACGGUGAGUGGAAGAUGAGGGAAAAGUUUGAAAAAAGGGUCGUUCUUGAAAAUUCUUGAAGCAAAAAUACGGAACAUUUUUUUGUAGUCAAAUGUUUUGAGAACGAAAGUGAUUGUGAAAAUCGUCAGAAUAUUGUGUCUUCUUUUCAUGAUAUAUUAGGUGUUUCAGAUCGGUGGCGCGAAGAUUCCUGUAGUCGUUCUGGAUGACGAGGAGACGGAACGACUUCGAGAAGAGCUCCGAAGAGCCAACGCCGCCGGAGCCGUCGCUCGACUUCGACUUGUCUUCGCCGAGCCCAAGAACACGCAUGUCAUCAAGCUCCAGGUUUAUUUUACAGUAAAAAUAAAAAAUAGUUUUCCGGAAGGGUUAGAGAAACAAUUGUUCACAUUUAGAGGCUUUUGCAGGUUUUCCGUCCUUCCGUCCUGAACAUCUGUCUGGUCGGUCUCCUGGCGCUCCUGGUGAUGUUCGUUUCGUUGCUCGUUUUCCUCAAGAUCCGCUGCCGAGGCUCCGUUCACCGCGAGAUUUGGCUCCGAACUCUGGCUAGGACCGCCUUGGCCAAGAUGGAGAUCAGAAACUUUCAAAAGGUUUUUUCAUUUUCUCCCCAUUGAUAAAAUGGAUUUCUUGUAGCCAAGUCAGCUUGACAAGAAUGGUCGGAGACAGAAGCGAGGCACUUUUUCUCGCUUGAAAUACGCCAAAACCUCGAGAAAUUCGUCGUAUUUGGCUGUUUUCGGAUCACUAACGUCCGUAGCCAACACCACGAACAGUCAAGUGAGUUUUCACUCGAAUCAAACUUUCUCGUGAGCCAAUUGAUGGUUCUCUGAGCAUUCUAUAGAUCAGGAGAUGUAUGCCAUCCUCGGCGUUUGUUCUUCAUGAGGAAACGGAGAAACUUUAAAAAAACUUUUUCGGCUUAGGGAGCGCUAUUGAAGAUCAAAAACUGAAUAUAACUUCUUAUUCAGUUAUUCAGUUUGAGAUUUCGUCCUGAAAAGAAUUGAUUCAAAGAUUAUCUAAAUAUUUUUUCACAUUCAAUGGAAAUAAAAAGGAAAGCUUCAGAUUCCUCAAUUUCGAAACCCCCAAAAUAUAAAAGGUAUAUCAAUCCGUUUUUAGGUUUGAGAAAGAUUCGAAAACAUGUAAUAUAGUGAAUUCUUCCUUUUUUUUUGUUCUAGUGUAAUGUAUGAGAAAAAGAAGUUCACACUUGGUAAUUAAUAGUAAUUUUCGCAGGAAAGAUGCGCGAUUUGCCUGGAAGAGUACGACGAUGGAACGGAGCUCCGCGUGCUGUUUUGUGGCCACGAGUUCCAUCCGAAGUGCGUGGAUCCGUGGCUUCUGGCGCAUCGACGAUGUCCGCUGUGUCAGUUCGACGUCGUCUAUCGCCAGUAUCCCAAGGUCGAGUCUCCCGAGAAGUCGACCAGCGAGUGAGUCUGACCUUCGAUCUCUGAAAGUAGCUGGGGAUUGAGACCGACGACGCCGCCUUCGGAAGGAGUCUCGUCUCCGUUGUUGACAGCGCCGCCGGUGCAGCAGCUCUCCGUGUCGCCGCAGUUUGAGGCGGCCAAUCGACGGCUUCAGGAACAGAUUCGGGCCGCUCGGAGACAGCCUCCGCGGACACGUUCCGUGCCACGACGACGGCAGCUCCGGCCUCGGGAUCAGCUGGAGACUGCCAUUCGCAUCGGAGGGUUGGUCGUUUUCCCUCAGAAUCCGUAUGAAAACUCAUUUUCGCAAAGAAAGUCAUUUUAGCUGUUGGAACUCUUUGAAAGUUCGUUCGAACAUUUUGGUUAAUUCUUGCAGUUUUUCCGAAUUUUUAAAGCUCCAAAGUUUUUGUUCAGUUUUCAUUUUCACAAAAUCUUGAAAAAUCUCCUCCAAGAAAAAUAUCGCGCACGAAUCUCUCUCAGUAUUCCCCAAGAUUUUUCAAGUUACCUAAUAUAAAAUUUCUAAAUUUUAACUAAAAUAGCCUGAGCUGUUAGCUGAAAUCUAAUGAUAGUUUGAAAUUAAUUCAGAACUCGGUUUUUCAAAUUUCUAUAUACGAUGCCUUUUUUUUUAAGAAAUCAUUUUCAAAAAAACAGCUAGCCAUGGAGCGCACUUACAUCAAAUAUAAACCUAUGACGGCUAUUUUGUCGGCGGCUCAUUUAUACGCAUAUUCUGUCCUGUACCUGACCAGUUACACGACGUUUUGCCAUUCGAGAAUUUUUUAAGUUUCAGUUAUUCCUCGGACGUCUCCUCAUCGCACGCUGAAGUCUCGCGCAACUCAACGCCUAUAGUUCUAUAG
Molecule: messenger RNA, 15147 nt
Organism: Caenorhabditis auriculariae
Lineage: Eukaryota; Metazoa; Nematoda; Chromadorea; Rhabditida; Rhabditidae
Source: the annotation of a GenBank genome assembly